GUUGCCUGAGAGUAAGGCAGCUGACAAUACUAGAGAAGAAAACAAAUUCUCAUCAUAAUCACUUGUUAAAAACACUGUGACAGCAUCAUAAGCUUGUGAUUACUACAGUGAAAACAUUUACUCUGCUUUGGUAUCUUGUUUCUUAUAUUGCUUGUUUAUGUUUUUGCAGUGUUCAUCAGAUUCAAAUGUGGACACAUUGUUGGAAGAGGCAGACAAAAUUCAGAGCUCAAAAAAUGGCUUUAAAAAGAAUGCACCAGCCAAGAAGCAAGUUCGUUUUAACAUGGAAAGAAAUAAAGAACACUUUUACAGUUAUGCUCAGGGAUCAGAUGACGACAUUUCUUGUGACCUUAUGAGCAAUGUUAAUUUUGUGGAUUACAAAUUUAAUGAUAACAGUAUGUAUGAGAAUGAUGAGGAUGAUGAUGAUGAUGAUGAUGAGGACGAUGAGGACUCUGAAGAAGACGAGGAAGAUGAAGAAGACUAUUCAGACCACACUGAUCGGGAGUCCAGUGAAGAUGAUUCUAGAGUGGACAAAUUUGGAUAUUUAGUUGAUAAGAGCACUCCUCCUUUAGAAGUUAAUAACAAUUCAAGUGACUCAAACAUUGGCGUAAAUUCAAAGAAAUUAAAUGGAACUACAGAGUCUGUAAAUGGCAUCUCUGAUGAAGUUGUUGAAAAGCUUAUAGUAAAUGGACCAAUGGAUCAUCAGGAAGUACAGAAUGGAAAAUUAUAUGAGGAAAAAAGAUUGCUAGACCUUAGAACACAGGUUCUUCACUUGGAGUCAUCUCUAAGAGCCAAAGAAGAUACAGUUGAGAAUGAAAUGUCCAAUUUAAGCUCCAAGCUGAAGAAAACAAGAGAAGACACAAAACAAGAGAUGGACAAAUUGCAAAAGGAGUUAGAGGACAGGAAAAGACAUUACAUCACUGAAAUGGAGAAUAUUGAUAGAAGAAGAGAGGAACAGAAGAGAAAGUUUGAAGAGGAACUUGAGGAAUUUAGAAAUGAAAAGAAGCUAGAGGAGAGAAGGCAAAGAUACUAUGAACAUGAGGUAUGCCAGCCAUUUUAUAAAGCAAGAUUGUUUUGGCCAAAGAACUAUACAGUGGACCAGACUAGAGCCGAAACCCCGGCCGAAGUUCAGCACAAAAGUAGUGCUAAUACUGUGUUUCUUUUUUUUUUCUUUUUAAUGCAGAUUCGUGAAUAUGAAGAAUACUUAAACCGCCGUCAUGCUGUGUGUAAUGGCAAAGAGGAGGAUUUAGAUGUUCUACAAAAUGAACUGGAUACUCUAGCAAAAGAACUGGAGGCGAAGAAGGCAAAGUUACUCCACAAACAUCAACUUGUGCAUCAGAGCUCAGAGGAAGACAUGGCGGUAUCAACCCCUCCCCUCAGAGUCAGGAGUUCGAGCCGAGCGAGUGUGGCUAGUAAAGGAGUGGACUUGAGGAUUGAGGAACUCAAAUCACAGAAUCGUCAAUUGCUAGAAGAACUGUUUACGUUAAAGAAAGCUAUUGAGGGUAAAGACGAGGAACUCUCAGAGUUGAAAGAAAAGUUGGAAGUUUCUGAAAACGAGAGCAAGCGUCUUCAGCAGAGAACGAAGCACUUGGAAACUCAGUUAGAACUAGCGAGAAAAUCGGCCGAGUUAGGCACUGAUAGCAUCUCCGUGGAUGAGAUUAUGCGGAAGACCACCCAGGACAUGCGGAGCGCCCGGAACUCCAGGAUUAUCCGGCCUUCCCGGGCAGUGGCUCCGUCCCCUUCGGUAUCAUCGUCGCCGGGUUUCAAACUUCCACGGAUUUCUUCAAACGAUUCUCUGGGGACUAAAAAUACCAGCAGUACGGACUCCGGUAAAGGUACCAAGGAAUCUGGGGUGAAGGGCUCCAAAGGAUCUGCGAGUAAGAAAAAUAAAGACGAAGGCAGCGGAAGACACAAGUUAGGAACGGAGAGGAUUACCAGUUCACUGUGCGCAAUCAUGUAGUCAGGCUUAUAAGACACGAAGAAGGGCUUGGUAAACGAAUGAAGUAAUCUGUGUCUAUCUUUUUUCAAAGACUGACUUAAACGUAAAUUUGAAGAAAUGAAAUCUUAUACAUAAUGAUUAGAGGAAAUACAAAUCGGCUUUCUAGUAUCCUGAUAUUUAACAACUGAAACCACUCUCUGUUUUUGUUCGUGACAGAAUGGUCAAAAAUUGGCCUCUACUUGUGCUAAAAUAACAAAGUUGAAUCCGAGCUGCCUCUCACGUAAGUUUGGAAUUGAGGCUAAUUGUAAACCUUUCACUUGAAACAGAGUUCAUAUGAAAAUAACUUGAGAUCAUAAAUCAAAUGAAUGAUUUUCGAGCUUUUGGUUUCGAAUAACGGGAAGAGCUGAAAUGGUCCAUUCUACAUUUGCAUGCAUGUCAAUCUCUUUAAUCUUUGCGCAUCGUGAUUUGCAUCCGUUGUCCAGUAGUCCAUUCCUUGACGUAUAUCUAUAACAUUGACGAAACACCGUUGGCGAAUUAUUUAUGUUGCAAAUUAUAGCGGCAGUGCGGCUGAACUGCAGGCACUUGUCUCUUUAUCCACAAAGCCUGAGCACCAGUGAAAAAGAGAUGAAAUUGUACAAUCAUGAUUAAAUCUAAUUAAACGAUUUUCGGUUUAAGAAAGUAUAGUAUGUUUUCACGGGUCAGGCUUAGAGAGACUUUCGAUCAAACGAGCGGCCACUAUAUUAAAUCCCAAACCAUUUAACAAGGUAUUUAUUUUGUGGGUUUUGUUCGUACAUUUUCGUUUGUAGAAAGGCAUUUGUUACAUGGCUUAUCAUGUGACUGUUAUUUUCCCACGAACAACUAGCCAAUCAGUGUUUAAAACUGUAUGACGUACUGUCAUGUGACAUCGCUCUUAAAAUAACGCGGCCUGGUGCAAGACAAUCGAGCAAUAAAUCUUGACAGAGAUAAAUCAACAACACAUUUGAUUAUAAUAUUUAAGAUGUUGACAUAAAUGGUAUAUUUUUUUGAGUAUUUUUUGUACUUCCAAAUCGUGGUUGUAAAUAUGUUUUCAUGAGUAUUUAUUGAGAUACGUCCGUUUCCUAGGUCUUGUUUAUAUUUUCGUGUAAUAAGAACAAAUAAAAUACCUAGUGAUUGCCAAAGAAUGA
Molecule: messenger RNA, 3099 nt
Organism: Orbicella faveolata
Lineage: Eukaryota; Metazoa; Cnidaria; Anthozoa; Scleractinia; Merulinidae
Source: RefSeq, a predicted model, not a curated record